Molecule: messenger RNA, 1605 nt
Organism: Paramuricea clavata
Lineage: Eukaryota; Metazoa; Cnidaria; Anthozoa; Malacalcyonacea; Plexauridae
Source: the annotation of a GenBank genome assembly
AUGAGUGUUUCAAUGUCAGACCAUUAUGUAAUGCUCCUGGAGAAAGUUGUGGAGGAAAAUAAAGCACUGAGGGAGCAAGUAACAGCCAUUGUUAACAAGGACAAAACUGCCCUUGAAGAUGAUCUUCAUAAGAAGAUAGAUUGUCUAAAGACGACUUCAAAACGUGUGAGACAGACAGGGCCAUCAACAACGCAUGUUCAAAAAAUGUGUAGGGUAUGUUUAUAACUGCUUUAUUUGCGCUCUUGUUAAGUGUAUUAAAUUGCAAGUUUAAAGCUCCUAAAUAUUAAAAGUAUAAAUAAAAAUACAAGUAUACCCCAACAAUGACAUGUGAGCUUGGGAUGCUGUGCAUUCAUGAAUACUCAACUCAGCUACAUACCACAAAUUCAGUGUAUUGAAAAUUUAAGUUCACUUGAUAUUGAAUACAUAAAUAUCUAUAUUACGAAAGUUGGAUUGUUCUAAUGUUGGCUUAUCCACCAUUCUAUAAAGUUAAACGGCCUUUGUUGUAUCUUCUGUAUGCUUGCACAGCAGGACAGUUUUGGCGCAAAAAUUUCAAAUUCAUGGCGUAAAUACAUAUGGCAUAUGCAUAUAUUCUUGUAUAAUUAAUCAAUUUACUGUAUGCAUGUAUUUGAGGUCUGAGUAUUCUAGCUACACUAUAAAUUGCUUUCAAAAUGCAAAUAUGCUGCAGCAGCUCUUUGCACUGUGAGAAAUAAUUAUCACUUAUUUACUGAGACCGAGGGAGACAGUGUGUUUUGUGAACCCAAGACCUUUCAUACUUGCAGGUGGUGGUACCUGUAAGUGUCAAAGUAUGAAUAAUUCCCCAGUUAUUGGAGUGAACUUAAUUUGAAACCAAAAACUUGGAUAAAUGCAACGCCGUAAAUGUUUAAUAGAGAUCUUUAGAUUGACGUUUACGGCAAACGUCAAACCACUAGCGAGGUUUCUGAUUUUACAACUUUAUUCUGUUCUACAGUAAUCCAAAAGAAAGUUCAAAAUUUUUUAUAUGCUUUAGGAGACCUUCUGGGGGGUGAAGGCGCGGGCCAGCAAAUGGCGGUCGGUCACAGUCAAAAUAGCUCAUCCAAGAGUCGAGAAAUACAAACUGAAUAUUGCCUUACUGAAGCUCUUGUUAAGUACAAAGGAUAUCUUGAAUGUCAUGGCGAUGAAACGUUGAAAUGGUGGGGCGAUUUAGGAAGUUUGAAAGCUUUUGUAUUUGCUCUAUUUGGCCAAGAUGGCAAGUGGAGUUCCCCCGGUUGCAGUGGCAAAGCUUUUCGAAAUAAAUCAGUAACUAUUACUUGGUACGUGAACAAGAGAUCCCUACUCGUUAGUGGCAUCUCUGGCAAUACACUAAGAAACAGAAUAGUCAAUCAACUUAAAACUGGAGAUUUGGAAGAGUCGAAGGCAAAUUGCUCUUCAAACAAAGGAAUUUCUACUCGCGAUGUGGGCAUUCAAACAGAUAUAAGCCUGGUGAAUUGUUCUGAUAAGGACGGUGAGUUUUCUGCUAACACUUGCAAUAUGCUUUCUGUUGAUUUUGAGGGAUUAAAACUAGAAGUUACAAUUCUUGAAUCAAGAAUUAAUGGCGAAAUCUGUGUAAACGGUAAUGCAAUUGAGCAG